CUGUGAGCUCAACCUAGCGCUUCACUUGCUUGCCAACUCGGGUUCGCAGACGCCACGCAUAGUCCCACCAGAAAGGGGCAUGGAUCGAGCGGAGAGCAUCGAGAGCGCGAUUUGCGCCGUGCAGCAGGCCAUCAGCCACAGCGGCUUAUCAUCGGAAUGGACCAGUAUCCUAUGUGCCAAGCUCCGCAGGCCCUCUGACUGCUCAGAUGUGAGGAGGGUAUUGGAGAAAAAUGGUUGGGUGCGCGGUCAGUUUCGAAGCCCCCCUGUUCGUGAACUGCUGCUCAGGGAGCUCAGGGAGUUGACACUUGAAAGCCAAAGCUCCAUGCCGCUGCGGCUGGACGAGGAUCGCCGGUUCGACAGACAGUACACCUUUGAGGAGAAGGAGAAGCCAGUGGGCGAGGGCACGUAUGGCGCUGUGUUUCGAGCCUACGACAACGUGUCGCGCCGCACGGUAGCCAUCAAGCGGGUGAAGAUGGAACAUGAAGACGAGGGCAUGCCAAGCACCGCCAUCCGUGAAGUUGCUGUACUGAAGGCGGCUGAUCAUCCGAACGUGGUAAAGCUGCUGGACGUCUCGUGCAGCCCUGGACGUUUGCAUUUGGUCUUUGAGUUUGUCAACGCCAACCUGAAGCAGUAUAUGAAGAAGCUUGGGCGGCCUUUGAGUCCUGCAUCCGUACGCUCACUCCAGAAGCAGUUGAUGCAGGGGAUUGACUACUGCCAUGCAAAAAGGAUAAUCCACAGGGACCUCAAGCCUCAGAACAUCCUGGUUGAUGGGGAGGAUCAGCUGAAGAUUGCUGAUUUCGGCAUGGCACGUGCCUUCAACUUGCCUCUCCCAAAGUACACACAUGAGGUUGUCACGACUUGGUAUCGCUCGCCUGAGAUUCUAUUUGGAUGCCAAGAGUACUCUUUGGGAGUGGAUGUUUGGAGUGCCGGGUGCAUUCACGGCGAGAUGGCAACAGGUGCAGCGCUCUUUCAUGGCGACAGCGAGAUCGACACCAUUUUCCAGAUCUUCAAGAAGUUCGGCACCCCCACUGAGGGUGAGUGGCCUGGGCUGUCUGAGCUCCCAGACUUCAAGCCCACUUUUCCACAGUGGCGCAGGCGCCCCUGGAGCGAGAUCCGCAACGCCGCUUCCCAGCUUGGUGCGGCUGGCACGCGGCUUCUGGAUUGCAUGCUCCGAUAUGACCCAUCUCAACGCAUUUCUGCCAAGCUUUCAUUGCAGCAUGAGUAUUUUGCAGUGACGGGAGAUUCGGACGCUGUGAUGGCAGACUAGUCAGCGCAAGCAGCGGCUGAUUUGCAAUCAAUUUGCUUGAAUUCGCCCAAAUUAGGGGAUGCAGGCUCCCAGCCUACAAUGUGCGCGCUGCAUGAAUUAAGCAUGGUCCACCAGUUGCAGCACUUGGAUCAUUGAUGCAAGAAUUGAAUAGCUCAUGAUGCAACGAACGGCGCAGUGCCCGAUUUCAGGCCCGCCAAGUAUUCUUGCCUGC
Effrenium voratum is the source of this 1478-nucleotide messenger RNA. The record is from the annotation of a GenBank genome assembly. Lineage: Eukaryota; Dinophyceae; Suessiales; Symbiodiniaceae.